Molecule: messenger RNA, 8074 nt
Organism: Cylas formicarius (sweet potato weevil)
Lineage: Eukaryota; Metazoa; Arthropoda; Insecta; Coleoptera; Brentidae
Exons: 20
Coding region: 476-6604 (2042 amino acids)
Biological process (GO): ammonia assimilation cycle
Molecular function (GO): glutamate synthase (NADH) activity; FMN binding; iron ion binding
Source: RefSeq, a predicted model, not a curated record
CCACAUGUAGACGCUGUAACGCCGUCCUUCGAUAAGGGUAUCCUAAAAACAUUGGCACGCUAUUCAUUGCGCGAUGGUUUCACGGCGGCUCGUCACUUUUCAACGUUUCAUGUGAAAAAUUUUCCAGUCUCGAGAAGCGUCGGUCGUGAAGAAUGUUUUAGCUGACUGCGGCGUUGUGUGCCUCGCACUGUCGAAAAUUUCAGACGGCUGGAUUCGUUCGAAGUGUGUGGUUGGAUUUUCGAUUUCAUUCUUAGUCGAUUAAUUGUUCGUAGACGGGCUGCAUUAAUCCGCUCUAUAUUGCGUUUGAACCUUAAUCGAGCAUACUUUGCGCUUGAAAAUUGUCAGUUUUAAACUGCCGUGACUUUUCUGACCCGAGUUUCGCUUGAGUUUGAAUCGGGUGCCGGUAAACGAUCGCCAAGUUUUUAGCAGCGAUUUUUUACGGAGAGAAUCUUCCAUCCGAUUUUUUGGCGAUUAAAUGGCCCAACCGUGGCAGGCCCCCGGUGCGCAGGGCCUGUACGACCCGUCUCAAGAGCGUGAGGCAUGCGGCGUCGGUUUUGUUGUGGCCAUCGAUGGGCGUCGCGAUCAUAAAAUCGUCCGCGACGCCCAACGUCUCGCCAUUUCCAUGAACCAUCGUGGCGCGUGCGCCUGCGAUAACGAUACAGGUGAUGGUGCAGGAGUAUUGACUGCCAUACCACAUCAAUUUUACGCCGCGAAACUUAAGGAACAAGGCGUAGAACUACCACCAUAUGGUCAGUAUGCGACAGGUAUCUUUUUCCUGGAUAAGGCCAGCCAUGAAGAGAUGGAACAAAAAUUCUCUGCCCUGGCUACGGAACUGGAAUUGCCAGUGUUGGCUUGGCUUACCGUACCAACCGACAGUUCCACCAUAGGGGCGGUGGCCAGAAGGUCUGAACCGUUUAUGAGACAAGUUUUUGUUGUUCUGAAAGGAACGACUCCAGAGGAGUCUGAAGAGGAACAGCAAAGACGGGUAUUUGUUCUGCGUAAAAGGGCGAGUCACGAAAUUCGGGUGCCAGAUAAACGUUUCUACAUCUGUUCGCUCAGCAGAAGGACGAUCGUUUACAAAGGUCAGCUGACAUCCGAUCAGUUGUGGACUUAUUUCCCAGAUCUGAAGGAUCCGCUUUAUGAUACUUACCUGGCCCUGGUUCAUACCAGAUUCUCCACAAAUACUUUUCCGAGUUGGGAAAGGGCUCAUCCCCUGAGGAUGCUGGCCCAUAAUGGUGAGAUCAAUACCCUUCGUGGAAAUGUUAAUUGCAUGAAGGGCAGAGAAGGUGUGAUGAAAAGCGAUAUAUACGGAGAUAAGCUCAAAUCUCUGUACCCAGUAGUAGAACCUAAUUUAUCCGACAGCGGAUCGGCAGAUUGCGUAUUGGAAUUUCUGGUACACGCCGGUCAAAGGAAGUUGCCAGAGGCCGUCAUGACAAUGGUGCCAGAGGCGUGGCAAAACGAUCCGACGAUGACCGAAGAAAAAAAGAACUACUACCAUUGGGCGUCUUGUACCAUGGAGCCGUGGGACGGACCCGCGUUGAUAUCUUUUACCGACGGUAGAUACAUCGGCGCCAUUUUGGAUAGAAAUGGGUUGAGACCGUCCAGAUUUUAUUUAACAAAAGACAAUAUGAUGAUCAUGGCCAGCGAGGUCGGCGUCUAUGAUGUUGAUCCGGCCAAUGUGUUGCACAAGAGCCGCUUAAAACCCGGACGAAUGUUACUCGUUGAUACCGUUGGCAAAGCUGUAAUCGGAGAUAUUGAAUUGAAGAGCCAAAUAGCUCAGUCGAGGCCCCAUUCUGAAUGGUUAAAGGAGCAGAUUUCUAUGGAAGAAUUGAGGAAGGCUCAUUUAGAUGCCGGUCGUAUUGCCAAGCCCAAAUACGAGCCUAGCGGCUUGACUGAUAAAAGGCUUCCUCUUUACGGAUACUCUACCGAAACUGUGCAUUUGCUACUGCUGCCGAUGAUUAACAAUAAGAAGGAGGCUUUGGGCAGCAUGGGUAAUGACGCACCGUUGGCGUGUUUAUCCAAUUUCGCACCUAUCGUGUACGAGUACUUCAAGCAACUGUUCGCGCAAGUAACCAAUCCACCGAUCGAUCCUUUCCGUGAAAAGGUCGUGAUGUCCCUGCAAUGCCCUAUAGGUCCCGAGGCCAAUAUCCUGGAGCCUAGCGCCAAACAGGUGCACAGGCUGUGGCUUAAAAAUCCAGUAAUUUCGAUUGCCGAUUUGGAGAUGUUUAAACAAUUAUCUCACCGCAAUUGGUCUUCUCACGUUAUCGAUAUUACAUUCCCAGCUGAGGAAGGCGUGGUCGGGUUUAAGAAACGACUGCAGCAAAUUUGCGACGAGGCUGAAGAAGCUGCGAAAUCCAACCAAGUCGUUAUUCUAUCGGACAGACUAGCAAGCAAAGAGCGCGUACCGAUCAGCGGUCUUCUCGCUCUGGGUGCGACUCAUCAUCACUUAAUAGAAACUCGGCACAGAAUGAAAGUGGCUUUGAUCGUGGAAACGGCCGAAGCUCGAGAAGUCCACCACAUUUGCGUGCUUCUAGGGUAUGGCGCGGACGCCAUAUGCCCAUACUUAGCUUUAGAGUUGGCCUCGUCCCUUCGCGACCAAGGGGUGCUGGACACAAGUCUUAGCGACGACGCUAUAUUUCAGAACUAUGCGCAAGCAAUGCAGACCGGUAUUAGUAAGGUGAUGGCCAAAAUGGGUAUCUCCACCCUCCAAUCUUAUAAAGGAGCUCAAAUUUUCGAAGCGGUAGGCUUGGCCGCAGACGUUAUAGAUAAGUGUUUCAAAGGCACGCCGUCUAGAAUAGGCGGGGUUACUUUGGAUAUGUUGGCCGUUGAGGCUUUUGAAAGGCACCAGAAUGCCUUUCGGGUUGGCUGUGACAGUCUCAUUUUACGAGAUGCUGGAAAAUACCACUGGAGAGCUGGCGGCGAGAAACAUAUAAAUGAACCGGCCAGUAUUGCAGCUCUGCAGGAGUCGGCAAUAAACAAAGACAAAUCGGCUUAUGGGAAAUUCCGCGACGCGACCAUGCAGUCUGUCCGCGACUGCAUGCUUCGCGGUCGUUUUGAACUAAAAACAAUCGAAAAAUCUUUACCGCUGGACGAAAUAGAACCGGCCGCCGAAAUCGUGAAGCGCUUCGCAACUGGGGCGAUGAGUUUCGGCUCUAUAAGCCUGGAAGCGCACCAAACUUUGGCAGUGGCCAUGAACAAAGUAGGCGCCAAAAGUAAUACUGGGGAGGGGGGUGAGGAUCCCGAAAGGUAUUUGGAUAGUCAGAAGAGAUCGGCCAUUAAGCAAGUGGCUUCUGGUAGGUUCGGUGUAACUUCUUCGUAUUUGGCUCAUGCUGACGAUUUGCAGAUUAAAAUGGCACAAGGCGCCAAACCUGGCGAAGGUGGCGAAUUGCCUGGCUAUAAAGUUUCAGCGGAUAUAGCGAAAACCCGUCACUCCGUACCCGGAGUUGGUUUAAUUUCCCCGCCUCCUCAUCACGAUAUUUAUUCGAUAGAGGAUUUGGCAGAACUCAUAUACGACCUAAAAUGCGCGAAUCCCAAAGCUCGAAUAUCGGUGAAACUUGUCUCCGAAGUUGGGGUAGGCGUGGUCGCUUCCGGUGUCGCCAAAGGCAAAGCCGAACACAUCGUGGUAUCUGGCCAUGACGGUGGUACGGGUGCCAGUUCUUGGACCGGUAUUAAGAACGCCGGUUUGCCAUGGGAACUGGGCAUUGCCGAAACUCAUCAGGUUUUGGUCAUGAACAAUCUAAGAUCGAGAAUCGUGCUUCAAGCCGAUGGUCAAAUAAGAACCGGCUUUGAUGUUGUUGUGGCGGCUAUUUUGGGAGCCGACGAGAUUGGAUUCAGUACGGCACCAUUAAUCGUAAUGGGAUGUACCAUGAUGAGAAAGUGUCAUUUAAACACGUGCCCCGUUGGGGUAGCCACGCAAGAUCCGGUGCUUCGCAAAAAAUUCACCGGUCAACCGGAACACGUGAUCAAUUAUAUGUUUAUGCUCGCCGAAGAAAUUAGAGAAAUCAUGGCCAAGCUGGGUGUUCGAACAUAUCAGGAAUUGGUCGGACGAACAGACUUGCUUAGAGAAGUCGAUAAUGGCACGCCUAAGGCGAAAAUGCUCGAUCUCAGUCUCAUAUUGCAAAACGCUUUAGCGUUAAGACCGGGCGUUAAUAUCAAAGGCGGCUCUCUAACUCAAGAUUUCCAACUCGAGAAUCGCCUCGACAACCAGCUCAUUAGUAAAGCUCAGCCGGUCAUUGACGGAACUCAAAAUUCAGUUGAUAUUGAUAUGAAAAUUACGAAUGAGGACCGAGCCUUUUCAUCCACUUUAAGUUACCACAUCUCUUGCAAAUACAACGAGGAGGGGCUACCAGACGGUAGAUCCAUCAAUAUAAGACUUGUAGGGUCGGCUGGGCAAAGCUUUGGAGCUUUCCUGGCCAAAGGAGUCAAUAUCACCCUAGAGGGAGACGCCAACGAUUACGUUGGCAAAGGUCUUUCAGGUGGUACUAUUGUUAUCUAUCCUCCGAAAACUUCGACGUUUGAAUCACAUUUAAAUGUAAUUGUCGGAAAUGUCUGUCUAUAUGGUGCGACAACCGGAAGGGUUUAUGUCAGAGGCAUUGCCUCAGAGCGUUUCGGGGUACGAAAUUCCGGAGCCGUCGCUGUAGCGGAAGGUGUAGGUGAUCAUGGCUGUGAAUACAUGACUGGAGGGAUUGUUUUAAUCUUAGGUUUAACCGGUCGAAACUUUGCGGCGGGUAUGUCGGGUGGUAUCGCUUACGUUUGGGACAUAGACGGGAAGUUUUCAACCAAAUGCAACAUGGAAAUGGUGGAACUUUGUAAGCUCGAGGAUCGAGACGACGUUGCUCUAGUUAAGCAAUUGUUGAGAGAAUUUUUCGAUCUUACCGGCAGUAUAAUCGCCGAACAGCUUCUGAAAGAGUUCGACUCGAGGAUGAAAGAAUUCGUCAAAGUGUUUCCGUACGAAUACCAGAGGGCGCUCAAGCAGAUGGCCGCGGAACAUGUUGCGGUGGAAAAGGAGCAGCAACGAAGUCAUGAACCGAAAAUACAGGAUAUCGAAGACACGAUCAACGACGACGCGGCGGAAGAGAAGAAAGCGGAAAAAGCUUUGGACAAGUUGCGCGGUUUCAUGAAGUAUCCUCGCGAGAAAAACGUGUACCGGCCGGCGGAGAAACGGAUGAAGGACUGGGACGAAAUUUAUAAUUUCCCGCACGUCAGGAAAGGUUUGAGGACGCAAGCGGCCAGAUGUAUGGAUUGCGGCGUUCCCUUUUGCCAGUCCAACGUGCACGGAUGUCCAUUGGGAAACAUCAUUCCCAAGUGGAACCUGUUGGUGUUCCAAAACCACUGGCGCCAAGCACUAAACCAGCUGCUGCAAACAAAUAAUUUCCCCGAAUUCACGGGCAGGGUGUGUCCCGCCCCUUGCGAGGGCUCGUGCGUCCUCGGCAUCUCGGAACCCAGCGUAACCAUUAAAAACAUCGAAUGCGCCAUAAUCGAUCACGCUUUCGAAAACGGGUGGAUAGUCCCGCAAGUGCCACCGUCGCGCACCGGCAAAAAGGUGGUGGUGGUGGGUUCCGGUCCCGCGGGACUCGCGUGCGCCCAUCAACUCAACAAAGCUGGACACGCGGUGACGGUACUGGAAAGGAACGAUCGGAUCGGAGGGCUGUUGCAAUACGGCAUACCCACAAUGAAACUCAGCAAGGCGGUGGUCCAACGAAGGGUCGACUUAUUGGCGGCGGAGGGUAUAACCUUCAAUACGAACGUCAACGUCGGUAAAGACGUGUCCGCGAAAGACCUUAGCGACCAGUACGACGCUGUCGUCGUAUGUACCGGCGCCACCUGGCCCAGAGAUUUGCCGAUUCCGGGACGCCAACUGAACGGUAUCCAUUUCGCGAUGGAGUUCUUGGAGAUUUGGCAGAAGAAGCAAAUGGGCGCCAGUCACGCCGGUCCCCACGCCAAAGAUAAACACGUGGUCGUCAUUGGAGGCGGGGACACGGGCAACGACUGCAUCGGUACCGCGUUGAGGCAAGGGGCCGCCUCCAUCACUUCCUUCGAGAUUUUACCCGAGCCCGGCCCCCAGAGGGCGAGCGACAACCCCUGGCCGCAGUGGCCUCGAAUUAUGAGAGUCGAUUACGGACACGAAGAGGUCAAAGUGCGUUUCGGUAGUGACCCGCGCAUCUUCAGCAUCAUGAGCCAGGAGUUCAACGAUGACGGCAACGGUAACGUGAGCGGGAUAAAAACCAUCGACGUAGAGUGGACUAAAGACGCCGCCGGAAGGUGGCAGAUGAGCCAAAAAGCCGGCACCGAGCGAGUAUUCAAGGCCGAUUUGGUGUUACUGGCGAUGGGUUUCUUGGGGCACGAGAAGAAGGUUUCCGAACAAUUGGAACUAAAGUUAGAUGCCAGAUCGAAUAUCGAUACUACGAACUACAGAACGAAUGUACCAAAUGUGUUUGCGGCUGGAGAUUGUCGAAGGGGGCAGUCCUUGGUUGUGUGGGCAAUCUCCGAAGGUCGACAAGCCGCGCGAGCAGUCGACGAUUAUUUCCGCAAUGGCCGAACCACAUUGCCUGCUCCAGGCGGCAUUAUACAACCCACCCUUCCGGAGGUGCCGGUUCCCGUUUAAGCCUGAAUAUUUCGCUACCACAGCCGGCUUACAUUCGUCAAAUUAUUUAAUGUUACUAUCCCCAUGUUAAAAUAGAAUGAUGUGAGAACGUCUAUUUUAAAUUUUUCAUUUUUGCUCACGUCGACAAUGGGACUGACUGGAACGCACGUUUUUUAUACCAGCAGCGUUUUGCACGAUGGUUUUCGAGAUACAGAUUUUUGGCCCAAAAGUAAUAGCCAGAUAUUUAUAUAUUUUUAAAUUGAUUAUGACGUUAUUAUGUAUUAUAAAAAAAUAUUUUUAACUAGGGUCAAACUAUCAAGAUAUCUCAAGAAAAAUGCUUAUAUUGCUCCCAAAUUUAAAGUUUUGACUUAAAAACUUACCGAACUUGACCUACCUGAACAUUAACUUUGUCGAAAUAGGUUUCAUAAUUGAAGCACUCCCGCCAGUUGAACUAAACAGUUGAAACCAGCAUUCAAAAAACACGCCUGAAAUCAAUAAAAUAAAUAAAAUAAAAGCAAUUAAAGGCACCAUAUAUAAAAAGAAUCGGGUCCCCGGAAACUAUUGAUCGUAGUAUAUUUAAGGGCUGUGCUUACAAAAUUCUUUGAAUGGUGGUGGAUUUCUCCGAGAGUUGUUAUGUUUGAAAAUAAAUUUUAUUCAGACCGUUGUGCGUGAAUUUUAUUAGUGCAUGCCCGUUGAAAUAUUUUUCUCCAGCUAUUUGUGAAUUUUAAUUAAGACUUUUAUUGGAUUUCGUUUAAGUACAUAGAUAAAGUAAGUUACAAAAGACAAUAACUUGUUCAAUAUACAUACUGUUAAUGUGUAAGUAAGAAUUUGGCCAAAAGUAGCUAUUUAUCGAAACAUAUUCUAAAAUGCGGAUUUUCUUUCUUUUAGUCAAGAAAUUGGAUAGUAGACCUUCCGUUGGUUGCUUAGAAUAUGUGGUUAUCGCAUCGAACAGUAGUUUUGGUUAUGGCGGUUAUAUAUUUUAUUAUGUUUCGUCGCAGGUUGUGACGGGACAGGAACAUUUUUCGUAAUUCCAGAAUUUUCUUGAUUUAUUCAAAUAAACCUUUACAGUGCUAAUGGCGUCGUUCGUCUGGCCCCGAAAAGAUAUUUCAGUUAAAAUAACUUUUAUUGAGCCUAGAGGAAUGCUUAACUCCGGCCCAAGUGAAAAAGUAAUAAAAUGUUAUACCGGUCAGUAAAUACGGAUUGAUUUUCUUUACCAUUCAUGUUAGUUAGUUAGGGUGGUUAGUUCUAGUUUUGCAUUUUUAUUUCAUGAUAUUACAAUAUUAUUAUAUAAGAUUUAUUUUUUAAUAUUAUUCACGGGAUUAAGGGUGCCGCUAUUUUUAAACAUCGUAUCUGUUUCCCAGGGCCGAGAUAGACGACGCCUAUUGCGAAUUAUCGAUUACUAUUGAAAUACUGUGUCCAUUAUAUAGUGUUAAUCAUUGUUGUUUAAAUAGAAAUCUGUAGCAAGAGAGUCAAUAAAAUAAAUUGAUGUUA